Messenger RNA from Archocentrus centrarchus (flier cichlid), 655 nucleotides. RefSeq lists its product as uncharacterized. The coding region runs from base 44 to 655 and encodes 203 amino acids. The record is from RefSeq and is a predicted model, not a curated record. The transcript is spliced from 5 exons. Gene Ontology annotation, molecular function: transmembrane signaling receptor activity. NCBI's taxonomy places the organism in Eukaryota, Metazoa, Chordata, Actinopteri, Cichliformes, Cichlidae. Gene Ontology annotation, cellular component: plasma membrane.
UGAGGUGGUCUCCUGCAGCUGAUCCUCCUGAAGUGCCUUCAGAAUGAAUAUCCAUGGUCUUUUCUUCUCCUGCUGCUUCUUCUCAGUGCUGUGUAACGGUGAGCCUGCCAGGGCAGAAACAGUCAUUCAGGCAGAAGGAGGCAGUGUCACAGUGGAGUGCUCCUUCUCUUUCUCUGGAAGAACAAAGUUUCUCUGUAAGGACAAAUGUGAAGACGUUCUCAUUGAAACCGAAGCCAGCACAGCUCAGAGGGGCAGAUACAGCAUCAGGUACAAAGAGGGAACUUUUCCGGUGUCGUCGACAGUUCUGCGCGUGAGCGUCACACAGCUGGCAAAGUCUGACUCUGGACGAUACUCGUGUGGUUUGAAACGGCCUUUCUUACCGGAUUCCCAUCAGGAGUUUGAACUCAGAGUCACAGAUGCCCUGAAGAGUUUCCCUGAGACAGUGAAGCAGGUCGAACCGCAGCGGACCGACGAAGCAGCUCAAGGUCUCGAGUUCAAAGGUCACCUCCUGCCUCUGAUUGUAUGUGUGGUUGUGCUGUUUGCAGCUGUCAUGCUGCUCUUCUAUAAAUGGAUGCGAAUAAAGAAUCCUGAUGGUUUGACCACCAGGAAACUGUCAGUCAGCAGGGACAUAAGCAGAAACAUGGAGGUGAAUUAA